CGACAAGCGCCACCUCCGUCGCGGACUCUGCCUCGCGCACGUUCAUCGCCCGCCCACACGCGCACUCACAGCACUCCAUACCUACUACAACUGAGCACGACGACCGAAGUCCGCGCUCGGUAGCGAGCCGCUACGAGUUAACUAGCGAUGGGGAGAAGGAAGAUUGAGAUCAAGCCCAUCCGCGAUGACCGCAACCGCAGCGUAACCUUCCUCAAGCGCAAAGGCGGCCUCUUCAAGAAGGCUCACGAGCUAUCCGUCCUCUGUUCCGUCGAUGUCGCCGUGGUCAUCUUUGGCCAUAACAAGAAGUUGUACGAGUACUCCUCGUCGGAUAUCAACGAGAUCAUUGGGCGGUUCCAAUAUUAUGGCGGCGCCCAUGAACACAAAGGGCCUCAAGACUUUGCGGACAAGACUGGAGGUGGUGACGAUGACGACGAGGAUGGAGAUGGUGGCGAGGAUAUGGGCGGCGACGAGCACAGAGGAACUCCAGAUCCUUCGAUGAUGCACCCGCAGAUGGUGAACCACCCAGGCUUCCAGCACGUUAGACACGGGACACCGCAGGCUUCACCGCCAAUGCACAGUGCGGGUAUGCCACAGUUCACACGCGGUCCAUCGCCUAUGCCCCCGGGGAUGUCUGUUUCACGGCCCAAUUCUCGCAAUGCUCCACAUCCAGGUGGUGCACAACACAUCCGAAGAACAAGUUCAAACCUGGCUCAGCACCCUCCAGGAGCCCAGCCCAGUUAUGCCUACCAGCCAAACCCACCAUUCUACAAUCCACAGGCCGCACCAAUGCAGGGCAGACCGCCCCCCGGAUCUGUGCCUCCACCAGGCUCGUAUCCCGCACCAUAUCCACCACAACCUCCACAGCACCCUCAGAUGCAGCAAGCAUUCAUGCAGGACCAGCGGCGCACCUCGAUGCCUCCAAAUUUCCCGCCGCAGCCUCCGCCGCAGCCAAAUAUGCAGAGAAAUCCGUCAUCGGAACACCUUGCGCCCCCUGGACAACAAGCACAUCCAUCUCCUAGACUACGGCAGCAGCAAAGGCCGACGCCCUCUCCACAGCCUCCCCAACACCAGUUCCAGAGCCCACCUAUACCGCAACCAAAGCCACUACCAGCACAUGCCAAGUCUCACAGCAUAUUCACGCCCAUAGAUGAUAGCCGAUCAAUGCUCGCGCAGCACUGGGGAGGUCCCAGCAACUCCGAGGCAGGCUCCGAUCCCUCAAUCAAGAUUGAAGGCGGUGGACCUCGAUCGCAAUCCAUAGAUGUGGCACAAAUGCACAGAGAGAAUCACGCAAGGGCGAAUGGAUUAUCGCCAAGACCGCCGCCUUCUGGACCGUCAUCCGCGAUGUCAUCGCCACAGCCUCCGCAACGGACAACCAGCACUCCGACCAUUGUCGGUCCGCCGCGCACGGGAUCGGUCCAAAACGAGGCUAAAAGACCUCGACUGAAGGUGCAGAUACCGAGUGAACAAUCUGGGGAUGAAGGCGGUACCGCAGAGUCCGCGCAAGAUUUGGACACGAGUGAAGUGCAAACAGCAAACACUGGAAACGGCGGGCCACCUCAGCCACAGGUUCCCCCUCAUGGAGUCGUGUUGCCGCCUCCCUCUCCCAGUGCUGGUGCUCUGCUGUCAGCUGGCGCGCAAGGCCCACCCAAUCCGUUUGCCAGACCAGCCCCGCCUAUGAGUACGAAUCCGCACGCUGCCAAUCGUGAGGCCAAUCAUAUUGAAACACCCAUAUCCGCUUUGCCUAGUAGGUUCAUGAAUAAUGAGCUUUUGCCCUCGCCGUCUGCUUUCUAUCCGGCCGACUGGGGAAACAAUAUGCUGCCUUCACCUUUCACAUUCCAGACACCAGUAGCCGGGAAUGGGCCUAGCUGGCGCACUGAGGAUGAUCGAAAACGAGCUGGCGAGGAGCAAGAACAGGAGGAGAGCGAGGCAAAACGAAAGAAAACAUAAUAUUUGCUCUUACAGCAUCACUGCAGUAAUAACAGCCGCUUUUGACGCUUUCUCUGAAUUACGAAAAUCAGAGAACCGGCGCGCGAAGCAGUACGGACCUAUGAUCGAGACACAAUGAGAUUUACUUGGAGGCGACGUUUCACUAUUUUAAUGGCUGUACGAUCUUCAGAGCGACAUGAAAGCGAGCGAGGAUCAGAAAGACUCUCCUUCACAAUGUAUUCGGUAUGGCGUUGAGCCCAUGUAUGCAAGCUACAGAUUGAGCGUAUUUAUCGGCGACUGUGUGCGCUGAGAGUCUGAGACAUGGGCGGAUGCGGACGCGGCGAAAGCAGCUCAGCUUCGAAGCUUCAAUAAAC
Molecule: messenger RNA, 2300 nt
Organism: Sphaerulina musiva SO2202
Lineage: Eukaryota; Fungi; Ascomycota; Dothideomycetes; Mycosphaerellales; Mycosphaerellaceae
Exons: 3
Coding region: 148-1947 (599 amino acids)
Biological process (GO): positive regulation of transcription by RNA polymerase II
Molecular function (GO): RNA polymerase II cis-regulatory region sequence-specific DNA binding; protein dimerization activity; DNA-binding transcription factor activity, RNA polymerase II-specific
Source: RefSeq, a predicted model, not a curated record